Molecule: messenger RNA, 2757 nt
Organism: Astrephomene gubernaculifera
Lineage: Eukaryota; Viridiplantae; Chlorophyta; Chlorophyceae; Chlamydomonadales; Astrephomenaceae
Source: the annotation of a GenBank genome assembly
AGUUGAAGACAACAUUGUUGACGCAUUGGGCGAGUGACGCAGCUGUCGCCCCACUUGAAUGUCCAUUAGCAGCAAACAUUUCAGGCGACAGUGACCAACUCUGUUUCACUGGAAUAAGUCAGCGUUAGUUGUUCGGCUUAGAUUGAAAACAGACAGAAGCGCAUGAGUUGUACCAGAGGCGCAAGCAGCGGCUGAGCUAGCAGCAACAACCACCGAACGCAACAGGCGCUCUUUCCUCCCCUCCCCACCGCUCCUUCCUCCUGCUCCUACACCAACCAUGCCGUUCCUGCUCCUGAAGUACCUCCCAGCUGCCGCCGCCGCGGGCGCCUUCGCAGCGGUGGGCGGUGCGGGCUACCUGCUGGCUCAGCAGCAGCAGCACCAGCCGCUGUGGCUGCGAGGGGGGCCGCAACCCGAGGGUGAUGAUAUCGAGCUGCUGGAGCGGCCUCCCCCCCGCGGCACCCAGCUGGAAAGGCUGCGGGGGGGCACCCGGGAGCGCCCCUUCGACGUGCUGGUGGUGGGCGGGGGGGCCACCGGGGCGGGGUGCGCGCUGGACGCGGUGACAAGGGGUCUCCGCACCGCCCUGAUCGAGCGCGAGGACUUCUCCUCCGGCACCUCCUCCAAGAGCACCAAGCUGGUGCACGGGGGCGUGAGGUACCUGGAGAAGGCGGUGUUCCAGCUUGACAUCCGGCAGCUGCGGUUGGUGUACGAGGCGCUGCACGAGCGCUCCACCAUGCUGGCACUGGCGCCGCACCUAGCCACACCGCUGCCCAUUCUCACGCCCUGCUACAAGUGGUGGGAGGUGCCGUACUACUGGGCCGGACUCAAGGCGUACGACCUGGUUGCCGGCCGCCGCAACCUGGUGCUGUCCCGCUACGUGGCGCCCGCGGAGGCGCUGGACAUGCUGCCCACCCUGGCGGCCCGGCAGCAGGAGGGGGGAGGCGGACUCAAGGGGGCGAUCCUGUACUACGACGGCCAGUUCGACGAUGCGCGCUACAACGUGGGGCUCGCCUGCACCGCUGCGGCUGCGGGCGGGGUGGUGGCGAAUUACGUGGAGUGCAAGAGCCUCAUCAAGAACCCCGACGGCAAGGUGGUGGGUGCGGUGGUGCAGGACCGACUGGGCUCCGAGCCGCCCUUCGAGGUGCAUGCGCGGGUGGUGCUCAACACCACUGGGGCGUUCGUGGACAGGUUGCGGCACAUGUCUCAGGGCCCGGACACGCAGGACAUCAUCCAGCCCUCCGCGGGAGCGCACGUGACGCUGCCAGCAUACUACGCGGGAGGGGCGCGCAGCGGCAUCAUCAUACCCAAGACCAAGGACGGUCGUGUUGUGUUCAUGCUCCCUUUCCUUCACGGCGUCAUCGCGGGCACCACGGACGCGCGCUGCCCCCUCACGCCGCACCCCACCGCCAGCCCGCAGGAGGUGGAGUUCAUCCUGGGGGCGCUGCGGGACUACCUGGACAUUCAGGUCCGCCCCGCCGACGUGCUGUCCACCUGGUCGGGCAUCAGGCCCCUGGCGGCCGACCCGCGGGCCAAGGACACGCAAAACACAGUGCGGGACCACGUCAUCGUGGAGGAGCCGGACGGCAUGAUCACCGUCAGCGGCGGCAAGUGGACCACCUACCGUCUCAUGGCGCAGGAGGCGGUCGACGCGGCGGUGGCCACCGGGCGCAUGCCGGUCAAUGUACGAGGCUGCCGUACGGAGCGGGUGCCGCUGCUGGGGGCGGGGGCGGAGUACCGACACACGCUGGCGGCGCAGUUGGCUCAGGACUUUGGGCCCCAGGCGCAGCAGCAGCAGGAGGUGGCGGCGGCGGCCCAGGUGACCCGUGGGUCGGCCGCUGCCUCGCCGGCCUCCCCUCCGGCCCGGAAUGUGGUCAUUGACGGCACCACUGCGCAGCACCUGGCUCAGGCGUACGGCAGCCGGGCUGGCAGGGUGCUGCAGACCGCUGAGGACCACCACCUGGGCGGCCAGCUGGUGGCGGGACACCCCUACCUGGAGGCGGAGGUUGUGUAUUGCGUGCGACACGAGUACUGCCAGACGCCCGCCGACUUCCUGGCUCGCCGCACGCGCCUAGCCUUCUUGGACGCACGGGCGGCUCUGCGGGCGCUGCCCAGGGUGGUUGAGCUGAUGGGUGCGGAGUGCCGCUGGGACGCAGCCACGCGGGCCGCCAUGAGCGCCAGCGCCCGGGACUACCUGGCCACAUACCUGCCGCCCACACCGGCAGCAGCAGCAGCCAAGCAGGAAGCUGGCGAGGUGGCGCAUGCGGGCUGAGGAUAGCGUCGGGGAGGGGGAGGAUGUGCUGUUGGCUUGGCGUUGGUUGGUUGCUAAUGUGCUAUCGUCAACUGCUGCUGCUGCGGCCACCGCUGCAGCAGCAGCCUUGCAUGCAGAGGCCAGCUGGCUCCCAUGUAGCAGUCAGAGAUGUCUGACUGGGAGAGGGGCUUGUCAGAGAAUCAGCGGUAGGGCGAUGUGGACUAGCCUGAGGCUGUGUGUCGCAUUGAGAAGCCGGCUAUAUGCGUUGCUAGUAUCGUUCCGCGUUGUUGCUUUUGUUUCCUCCUUUCUUUUUGCGAGCUUUGGCUAUGCGAUGUGUUCCUUCAGAGCAUUACCACCACCACCAUCGAACGUGGACGUUGCCGUGCCAGUAUUUGAGUUGUAUUGGCGGGUAGUCACACGUUGCGCGCCUUCGCCUUGCUGCACUCCUUGUGUUGCCGCAUGGUUGCAUGGUGGUCGAAGAAGUGCGGCAAGACAAUUGGUAUUCCUGUAGU